Pyricularia pennisetigena is the source of this 1224-nucleotide messenger RNA. RefSeq lists its product as uncharacterized. Bases 1 to 1224 code for a protein of 407 amino acids. The record is from RefSeq and is a predicted model, not a curated record. The transcript is spliced from 2 exons. NCBI's taxonomy places the organism in Eukaryota, Fungi, Ascomycota, Sordariomycetes, Magnaporthales, Pyriculariaceae.
AUGCACGCAUCCAGCUGGUUGAAGCUCACUCUGCUCGCGGCCCUCAGCCCCCAGGCACUGGCCCAAGUCCUCGCGGACCCGGCUACCGACAAGGCCGGACUGGUGGCUCGUGAUGGCCCGUGGCAGCUUGGCGACCCGGCCCCCGAUGACGAUGGCACCCACCCUGGAACCUACCCUCCAAAAAUCCCAAAGGGCGCAACCAAACCCUCCGGCCAUGGUAAUGGCGGAGCUCACGGCAAACGGUCAGACGAGGAUUUCUUGAACGCUCAUCCUGGGGCGCGCCGAAAUGGCUUGGACUUGAACGGGAACAUACUGUCGCGGGGGCAUGGAUUGCGAACAUCGCCGAAAGACUGGCACAACCCUAUGCUUCCGCAUGUGACAAAAAGCCCAGAGGCUUUGAAGGAGGAGAAGGAAGCUCGCCAGGCUGCCGCAAAAGCUGAACAGGCUGUCGCAAAAGCUGAACAGGCUGCCGCAAAAGCUGAACAGGCUGCCGCAACAUCUCAGCAGACUGCCGUAAGCCCCCGCCUAAAUUUCGAACAGCCAGUGAGGUUCCUGCACAACCGCAGAAGCGUCGAGUCCGACCCGGUCUCCCAGGGUCAGAUCGCCGCUCGCAGCGACGACUCCGAUUCAGGCAAGCUUGGCGUCGACGCCGACGGCAACCCCAUUUAUAAAAACAGGGGCUCUCGUCGCACCGGCCGCACCGGCAGGGUCGUGGCCCGCCAGGAGCAGCCGUCCACCCUCGAGCGACGCUUGCAGCCCUUGCGGGGCGACAACCUUGAUUUCAAGUCGUCCAAUACCAAAAAGACCAAAAAAAAGCACAAGAAAAAGAACAAGGGAAAGAACAAGAAAAAGAGCAGCGAACAGGACGAGUCGGCCCCUCUGCCGCGCGACAACGAUGUGUACAACGAAGACGGCUCCUUCCAUAAGCACGCUGCCCGUCGUGACCUCGAGCCGCGCAUGCAGCCCUUGCGGAUCGACAACCUUGAUCCCAACGAACAGGACGAGUCGGCCCCUUUGCCCCGCGACAACCCAGUGUACGACGAGGAUGGCUCGUUCCAUAAGCACGCUGCCCGUCGGGACCUCGAGCCGCGCACGCUGCCCAAGUACCAGGGCGACAACCAGGAUCCUGCCGACAGCGACAGGGACGUGCACAUGGACGACGGUUCUUUCGCUCCGCAGGGUGGUCGCCGGCCGCCUCGCAGGCCUCGGGCUUUCAAUGCCUAG